GGGUUCUCUGAAGGACUCGCAGAAAGGCCUGCGGCCCCUCUGGUGUCUGGGUCUCCACCUGCAGAAGCUGCACAGGGGCUGCCCUGCUCACAGGUGCAUCUCUCUCCCCCGUGGGGUUUAUCCCAGGUCAGAGUAGGUGCUCAUGGGAAAAUCCCUUGCAGAAGAGACUGAUUUGUGCUGGGAGGUCGAGUUCAGUGUGGGUAGUUGGGGCCGGACAGGAGAGCAGCAGACACCCCCGUGGCUGUGUGCACGAGACUGCCAUUACUGCUGCUCUGUCCUCCUGACUCCCACGGGGCACUGCAGGGUAUUACCUCUUUAGUCUUAAAUAGAGUUUUGUAAUAUUUUUCUAAGAAAGUUUUGAGACUUGAUGUCAAAAGCUCAUACAAGCCCUGCCCUUUAUCACACUUCAGUUCUUGACCAGCUCCCUUUAAGGAAUGGGGGGAAACCGGUCAUGGGUCACAGAGUUUGUGCUGCUGGGAUUCCAGCUCAGCGCUCAGACGGAACUGCUCCUCUUCUGGGUCUUCUCCCUGCUCUACAUCUUCAGUCUGCUGGCAAACGGCAUGAUCUUUGCGCUCAUCUGCCUGGACCAGAGAUUACACACCCCCAUGUACUUCUUCCUCUCCCACCUGGCCAUCAUUGACAUGUCCUAUGCUUCCAACAAUGUCCCCAAGAUGCUGGCAAACUUAGUGACUCAGAAUAGAGCCAUCUCCUUUGUCCCAUGCAUCAUCCAGACUUAUUUGUAUCUGGCAUUUGCUCACAUAGAGUGCCUGAUUUUGGUGGCAAUGUCCUAUGAUCGGUACGUGGCCAUCUGCCACCCCCUCCAGUACACGGUCAUCAUGAGCUGGAGUGUGUGCUUGGUCCUGGCUGCCACUUCUUGGUCCUGUGGAUUUGUCCAGGCUCUGCUACAUGUGGUUCUCCUUGUAAGGCUGCCGUUCUGUGGGCUCCAGGAAGUAAACCACUUCUUCUGUGAAAUCCUCUCUGUCCUCAAGCUGGCCUGUGCUGACACCUGGCUCAACAAAGUGGUCAUCUUUGCUGCUGCUGUCUUUGUCUUAGUCGGGCCCCUGUGCUUGGUGCUGGUCUCCUACACACACAUCCUCUGGGCCAUCCUGAGGAUCCAGUCUGGGGAGGGCCGCAGGAAGGCCUUCUCCACCUGCUCCUCCCACCUCUGCGUGGUCGGGCUCUUCUUUGGCAUAGCCAUGGUGGUUUACAUGGUCCCAAAGUCCAGUCAACAAGAGGAGAUGGAGAAAAUACUGCCCUUGUUUCACUGUCUCUUUAACCCGAUGCUGAACCCCCUCAUCUACAGCCUGAGGAACACCCAGGUGAAGGACGCCUUGUGUAGGGCGCUGCAGGUGAGGGCCAGGUGA
Phyllostomus discolor (pale spear-nosed bat) is the source of this 1364-nucleotide messenger RNA. Its product is annotated as olfactory receptor 2A2-like. Gene Ontology annotation, molecular function: G protein-coupled receptor activity; olfactory receptor activity. Gene Ontology annotation, biological process: G protein-coupled receptor signaling pathway. Bases 435 to 1364 code for a protein of 309 amino acids. The record is from RefSeq and is a predicted model, not a curated record. Gene Ontology annotation, cellular component: membrane. The transcript has 3 exons. NCBI's taxonomy places the organism in Eukaryota, Metazoa, Chordata, Mammalia, Chiroptera, Phyllostomidae.